Messenger RNA from Lotus japonicus, 656 nucleotides. RefSeq lists its product as uncharacterized. The record is from RefSeq and is a predicted model, not a curated record. Gene Ontology annotation, molecular function: DNA-binding transcription factor activity, RNA polymerase II-specific. The coding region runs from base 75 to 656 and encodes 193 amino acids. The transcript has 2 exons. Lineage: Eukaryota; Viridiplantae; Streptophyta; Magnoliopsida; Fabales; Fabaceae.
UCUGUAUCCGAACGAGUUCGGAAUCCCAAUGUCCGAAGUAGUUAACCAGUUGCAGUUUGUUACAUGCAGGCUGAAUGACUGAACCGUACCUAUAUGAAGAAGAUUUACUGGUUGAUGCCGCAUGCGAUGCCGCAUGCGGUUCUGGGAAUGUUGAGCCUCCUAGCAAUAUCAUUCCGUGGGUGCCCCCUCGUAUAAGCGUGGACGCCACACAUUUAUUUACAACUGACCAGAUAUUUGAUACUCGUGAUGAGCUUGAACAAUGGGCUAAGAAUGUUGGAAAGGCGAAUGGUUAUGUGCUGGUGAUUGCAAGGUCUGACUAUGCUAUAAGUGGAGGAAAGGUAUUUGUUACUAUUAAGUGUGCGAAGCAUGGUAUUUACAGGCCAUACAAGGACCCGAAUACAUUCAAGUACAAAAAGACCGCAUCACAAAAGACUGAUUGUAAGUUUAAUCUCAAAGGACGACCUACGAAGGGUGAUAGAAUGUGGUGGCUGAAAGUGAUGGAUGGUAAACACAACCAUGAACCAGCUAAAUCACUAGUUGGACACCCCUACGUUGGUCGACUAACAGAGGAAGAGAAGGGGCUUGUGGGCACCAUGACUAGUACUUGGACCACCGAGACAAAUACUAGCGGCAUUGAAGGAAAACAAUCCAAGUAA